Bicyclus anynana (squinting bush brown) is the source of this 809-nucleotide messenger RNA. RefSeq lists its product as uncharacterized. The record is from RefSeq and is a predicted model, not a curated record. The coding region runs from base 1 to 741 and encodes 246 amino acids. NCBI's taxonomy places the organism in Eukaryota, Metazoa, Arthropoda, Insecta, Lepidoptera, Nymphalidae. The transcript is spliced from 7 exons.
AUGAGACCUCAAAAUGUAUUCUACGGAGCCAACGUUGGUGAUGUACCAAAUGUAAACAUGCAAGUAUUAGGGCAUCAAAGACUGAUGACGACUCAAGUGCAGCCAUAUUCGCCAAAUGUUAUACAACCUCAAGGUCAAAUUGCAUCUGGCAUUGAUCCUAGAUAUUUAGCAGCAUAUAGUGACGAUAAUAUUCCUGCAUAUGCACAGCAUUCAACACCUCAACCUAUGGCUUUCAAUACAUUUGUGGAUAUCAAGAAGAAAAUAGAUAAUGAUUUAUUAAAGUCCGAACAACCAAACCAAGUUAAAACUCGUGCGGAGAAACUUAAGGAAUUGCAGAAAUCUGGUGGAAGGGUUUUCUCAGGGCCUGUUGAGAAAAUUCUCAAAUGGCAUAAAUCCCUUCAAGAUAUAGGCAUCAUGGUGAUGUAUGAAAUUGUUGGUAAAUGCGUGAAUGUGAGAGCAGGUGAAGCCUGUGCUAAGAACUUAGUAGUAAGGGACGACAACGGUCCAGCUAUCCAGGUAGUUUACUAUGAAAUCGAUUUCUUUCUACCAGAACUGAAGCCGCCGUGUACAGUCAGGGUUAUAGGUCGCAUGAUGCCAGGAACAAAUCGCUUCCAAGCAUUCAACGUUCGUCUCGCGACAGGCGACGACGUCGCGACUUUACCCCGCCGUGCAGCAGUCGCGGCGCAUCAUGUCGCCAAACUUUGCAAAGAAUAUGGUGUAGAAGUUCUAGUUUUCAAAUAGAUAUUUUGUAUUACUUAUUUACUUGCACUUUUUAAAUUAUUUGAAUUGGUUAAAAUCCUAAAGCCGGA